AUGGACUACGACCGCUACGACGCGCUUCUGCACUACAUCUUCAAGCAGACGCAGGGCGACGCCUGGUUCAGGCCCGACGCGCGUGACAUUGCCGCCGGCGUCUGCCUGCGCGACGAUGCGGGCGAGUACCGCGUCUUCCCGUAUGAGACGCUCGCCCUCGAGCCGUUCGAGGUCGCCGUGAGGGCCAUGGGCCUCAUGUGCGCCGUCAAGGUCCGAAGCGCCGUGGCGCACGCCGCCGUAUCGCAAGUAGGACCCGAGGACAAGUCCGUCUACGUGGACGCCAACACGCGCAUUCAGAUCAUCGAUACGAUGAUGCUGUUGCCGCACGCAGACCGCGAGCAGAACGCGGCGUUCAUCCGCGACGAGCGCGUACUGGUCGUCUGGACAGAAGAUCCGGCGAACAUCGUUCAAACGGUGAACGACUUCGAGGAGCGGCUCAUCCGUCUUCUUUGGCGCUCAACAAAUCGCCCCGGUAUCUCCUCUUUAUCGUCAAAGUCCGGACACGGCGGCCUGUACCCCGACAGUGCAAGUGGACACCAUAGCGUUAUCGGUAGCUCUGCUAGCGGGCACGGCUUCGCGAGCCCGAGGAUUAUCGGGCGCGACGAGCCGUUUACGCCUGGUGAUGUCGAAAAGGGGCUUGCGCCCACGACUAAGACUGUCACUAAGCGUACCUGGUACGGCGGGAAGAAGACCGUCACGGUCGAGGUUCCCAUCGGCGAGAGCGCCGAGGAUGUUGGCGCUAUUGAUCCCAGCAAGCGUCCCGCGUUGCUGUAUGCGCCGAUAUACAACGGUAUUGCUGCCGCAUUGUCGAUGGUCUACGUCGGCAACGGUCUCAAGAUCUUGUUGACCGAAUGGAGGCAAGAUGGCGAUUACACUCAUUUCGCGCUCGCUGCUGUGCUUCCAUUACUGUUCUGCGUCUCCCUGUUCUUCAACUUGCAGAUCGUUCAGAACGUUACCAUGGCUAUCGGCCCCAUCGCUCAUUACCACGAAAACUCUAAGUACUACUCUGCCGUCAAGCCCCACCCGAACAAGGAGGUCGACGCCAACUUGCCGCACGUCACUAUCGUCAUGCCGGUUUACAAGGAGGGUCUCGACUCUGUGCUUAUGCCGUCGGUCGUCUCGCUCAAGAAGGCCAUGCAGACGUACGCGCGCCAGGGCGGUACCUCGAACAUCUUCAUCAAUGACGACGGUAUGCGCCUACUCAAUGACGAGGACCGCGCGAUGCGCCUUGCGUUUUAUGAGACGCACGGUAUCGGUUGGGUCGCUCGUCCCAAGCACGGCGAGGAGUCUGAGCUGUCGGAUGGCGUCAAGUACGAGCGUGCUGGCCGUUUCAAGAAGGCAUCGAACAUGAACUACGCCCUCCAGCUCUCCCGCAAGAUGGAGAAGCACCUGCUCAUGCUCCAGGACCAGCAGAUCAACUCUCAGCGCACCAGCUCCGGCUCAUCAAACCCGGAAGAACAGCAGAUCCCGCUCGAGGACCGCGCUCUCGAGGCCGCCGUACAAGAGGUCUACGAGGACAGCGGCCGUCGCUGGAAGCCCUGGGCGCACAAUGGACGCUCGUGCCGUGUGGGCGAGAUCGUUCUCAUCGUCGACUCCGACACUAUCGUUCCCGAGGACUGCUUCCGUGAUGCCGCCCGCGAGAUGGCCGAGUGCCCUACCGUCGCCGUCAUCCAGCACGAGUCGGACGUCAUGCAGGUCGCCAACCACUACUUCGAGAACGGCAUUGCGUACUUCACUCGCCGCAUCAACAGGUCCAUCUCGUUCUCCUGCGCCAACGGCGAGGUCGCGCCUUUCGUCGGUCACAACGCCUUCAUGCGCUGGCAGGCCGUGCAAGACGCCGCGUUCAUCGACACGGACGGCAUCGAGAAGAUCUGGUCCGAGAAACACGUGUCUGAGGACUUCGACAUGGCGCUUCGUUUGCAGCUUCGCGGGUACAUCAUCCGUUGGGCGACGUACUCGGAGGGCCAGUUCAAGGAGGGCGUGUCGCUGACGGUCGACGACGAGCUCAACCGCUGGCAAAAGUACUCGUAUGGUUGCUCGGAGCUGCUGUUCAACCCGCUCAUCCAGUGGUUCCGCCGUGGUCCCAUCGCCGGUCAGAUUCACAAGUUCCUCUGGUCGAACGCGCCGCUGCACUACAAGAUCUCCAUGAUGGCUUACAUGUUCUCGUACUACGGUAUCGCGGCGUCAGUGACUAUUGGUGUCAUCAACUACGUCUUGCUUGGAUUUGAGUUCUCCGUGGACAACUUCUACAUGCACUCAUUCGAGAUCUGGCUCGCCACCACCGUCGUCUUCUUCGGUUCGGGCAACGUCGGCUUCACCAUCCUGGAGUACCGUCUCGGCGCGAAGAGCUUGUUGCACGGCUUCCUCAUCAACUUGAUGUGGAUCCCCUUCUUCUUCUUCUUCUUCGGCGGUCUCGCGAUCCCGCUUUCGCAGUCGAUCCUCGCGCAUCUGUUCAGCUACAACAUGACGUGGGGCGCGACGAAGAAGGAGGUCGAGCGGUCAAACUUCUUCAAGGAGGUGCCCAAGAUCUUCAAGCGCUUCUGGUUCCCGCUCCUCGUGUCCAUCGUCAUCCUCGCCGGCAUGGUCAUCUGCGCAACGCCGCUCGUACCGCUCGGCUGGCGCGUCGACGGCUCGGCAUGGGCCGUCAUCUUCCCGCUCGCGAUCGUCAUCGGGUGCCACAUCCUCUUCCCGAUCGUGCUCAACCCGUGGUUGAUGAUCUUCUCGUACUGA
Peniophora sp. CBMAI 1063 is the source of this 2730-nucleotide messenger RNA. NCBI's taxonomy places the organism in Eukaryota, Fungi, Basidiomycota, Agaricomycetes, Russulales, Peniophoraceae. The record is from the annotation of a GenBank genome assembly.